Exophiala oligosperma is the source of this 969-nucleotide messenger RNA. RefSeq lists its product as uncharacterized. Gene Ontology annotation, molecular function: oxidoreductase activity. Lineage: Eukaryota; Fungi; Ascomycota; Eurotiomycetes; Chaetothyriales; Herpotrichiellaceae. The transcript is spliced from 5 exons. Bases 1 to 969 code for a protein of 322 amino acids. The record is from RefSeq and is a predicted model, not a curated record.
AUGCCUACCAUUCCCAAAUACUCCUACAAUGGUCCCAUAGACUGCACAGUCACCCCCGACAAGUCUAAAAUGAAGGGCAAGUCUGUCAUCAUCACUGGUGGCGCAAAUGGUAUGGGAGAGGUCAUGGUCAAGGAAUUCGUGGCUGCUGGAGCAUUUGUAACUUUUGCCGAUCUUCACCCACGAGGAGCCGACGUGGAAAAGGACCUCAACGCCAACUCUUCAAGUCCCCGGGCUGCCUUUGUCAGAUGCGACAUUCGAAACUGGGACGAUCAGAUCAAGGUAUUUGAAGCGGCCAAGAACAGUAGUCCGAACAAUAGCGUUGAUGUUGUCAUUGCCAAUGCUGGUAUCAGUCGAAGCUCGGGAGACAGUCUUUGGAACCUGGAUGACCCGAAUGGGCCACCCACUAAGCCGGACUUGAACAUUGUCCACGUCAAUCUUGAGGGCACCUUUUACACGUGGAAGUUAGCUGUCCACUACUUCCGAAGGCAACCAGACAACGAGGAGAGGGAUCGUUGCUUCAUCAUGACUGGAAGUAUGGUUGCUUACAUUGACUCUCCGGGCAACUGGGAAUACACGUCGACCAAGUAUGGUCUCAAAGGAUUCAUGAAGACUGUCCGCCGCAAUAGCUGGGAGCAAAGCAUCCGAAUCAACUAUGUAGCACCCUGUUGGAUCAAGAGCGCCAUCCGAACCAAGGAGUAUGAGACAUGGCUCAUCGAGCACGGUAUUGAAUUUGGCGAGCAGAUUGACUGUGCUGGUGCAAUGAUGAGAAUCGCUUGCGAUAAAGGCGUUAAUGGACGUUCGCUCAUGAUCACCCCAAGAUCAUUUGCUGCCCAGGGCUUUGUGGACGUAGACAAGGAAGACUACCGAGACCCGUCGGACGAGUACUAUAUCAAGAAGCAGGCUACCCAGCUCCGAAUCAUUGAGGACCAGUGGCGUGACGAUUAUAAACCACAAGGCCGUCGGAAUUAG